AUGCUCCCUGUGUCUUAUAAAGAGAAGCAUCCCAACUUUACCAGAGUAAACUCAAGCUUCAAUCCACCAGAGGUUCAGAAUGUCUUGGAGAUAUUCUACCGUUCCAGAGAUAAGGAUAAAGGAAUAAAACCUAGUGCUUCAAAUGAAGGACCAGAUUAUGUUGUUUGGAAGGUACUAGAAGACCUGCGCCAAAGUCUCAUGAAAAGAAUGGAAAGGUCUGCCUAUGACACAUUGAACAGGAAAGUAUCUCGCAUGACAGGAUCACUGAUGAGUAAGGUCUCUUCUGUAAUUGGUGCACCUCACUAUGAUCAAAAUGGAAAGUGCUUCGUAGGGAAUUUGCAGCAGCUGCUUUUGUGGGGAAUACAACAUAAUAUUACUUGGAAUAUCCAAUCAGUUGAUUUGACAUCCACAAAUUUUCCACCUGCUCCUCCAAUCUUGACAUGCGGUAGAUCAGCUGGGAUCCUUGGUCAAACGGAAAACAAAGCUCACCAUAUUGAGAAGAGGUCAGAGCCCGGAUUUGGGGAAGAACCUAAUUUUUAUUCAGAAGUUCUUGAGGCUGUAUGCAAUGACACAAUUCCAGGUUUGCCGGGUGUUUCUAACUUUACCAUCUUCCUGUACUGCAAUAUGCACAAUGAAACUGGAUAUUCUGUUCAGUCUACUUAUGACCUAAAAGCUGCUUGUGCAGAUGCCGCUUGGUACUUGUCCUCGGUGGAAGAAGAUUCAUUUUGGGUGUGGGUCUGCAGAGAAUAUUUCCCCUUAGAGUUUAACGUCACUGUAUGCAGAAAUGCUAGUUUGGUAAGGAGCAGUCUUAGCUCUUCAUGGAUGAGUGAUCUAUGCGGCAAUGUAUCCAGCAACUCUGAUGCCGUUAGAGAGCUUAGGAAUAUUAUCAGGUGCUCUGAUGUGUGGCAAGGCAUAUCCAUGAAUCCAAAGACUUUGAAGACUUGCCUUUUUGAGAAUAAAACCAUCUGGGUGGAAAAGUUAUGCAAUAAUGACACAUUUUCAGCCAUGGCUGAGGAUACCAAAGUCUCCUUUUCAAAGCUCUGUUCUCACCACUCAUUAAAAUUAAAUGAACACAACGGGACCAUUACUUCAUGCCAAUAUAAAACCUGGGGACAAAGUGAAUUCAAAAAUGCGACUUUGGUGGAAGAGUGCAGAGCUUUAAAUGUUCAAGAAUUUGUGGAAAAUGUCUGUCAAAAUAUUACACUGUAUGGAUAUUUAAAACCAACCUCUGAAUGGAUUGCUGAAUUUUGUAGGGAAAAAAACUCAUCAGAAGAUGGGAAAUGCUUUCUUCAGAGACUAGCGGACAUGCUUCCACUUUCCAGAAGCUUUGAUUUAUCUCAGCUUUGCAAAAAUCCCAUUUCAUACAUCCUGAGACUUGUCUCUCAGCUCUCACAAUGUGACAGUGAGUCUGCUGGCUGGGCAUUAAAUGUACAUUACCUCCUGAAGAUCCUGGAUUUUUUGUUCACACUCUCUGACUUGGACCAGAUAGGUAAGGAAACAAGGGAUAGCCUGGGAGAAGCAAUCCUCCUUUCUAGCCUUCUGGAUAAUAGCUCUUUCUGGGCUUCUUUCAAGAUGAAUUCAUCUCUGAGCAUCAUUCAGGCUGUGGAAUGGUAUCUGGAGCAAGAGAACAAUGGCUCUGAUAAAGAAGAUCUCCUGAGCUGCUUUAGCCCAGUUCUGUGGGAGCUCAUGCAGAGGGAAGACAAUGUGACGGCUUUUCAGAUACUUCUUCAGGAAUACCUGCAAAUGCCUCGCGAAGGCUUCCAGAAAGUUCUGAUGUCAGCAGAGAAUGAUGCAAUGGAACAUUUUCUGUCGCUGAUGCAUCGCUCCUGGCCUCAGAUUAAGGUUUCAAAGCCUGAUGGGAAAGGAUUGGAGACUUUGACAUCAAUGGUUAUCCAAAAAUUCCCAAUUUUAACACCUGAGAUAUUCAUAGACCUUGCCCAGUUUAUUCCAUUCAUGUCUGUGUCUGACAUCAUUAACUUUCCGCCUUCACUGCUGGCCAAUCAAAGUGUAUUAGAUGCAAUAAGAUACUACAGUCCAGACAUGAAGCUCACACAAAAGCGGGCAUUUGCAAAGCGUCUCAUGCAAGCCAACAUGUUCGGCGACAUCUCUUCAUGGCCACCAUAUUUCUUGAGAUCCAUUCAGGCACUGCUUCCUUAUCUACCCUUUUGCCACUUUGUUCAGCUGACCCCAGAUCAAGUAAGUAUUGCCAUUCACAUCAAAGCUAUAAGUUGGGGUAAUGACAGUCAUACUAAUCACUGGCUUUGUGUUGAUCAGAUUAAGUUGCUGGCAGAUGGCUGGAAUGAUGUGAAGCUAGAGAUGGUCCAGGGGCGCCAUGUGGCACUGAGCCUUAUGAAUACAAGCAGGGAUAACACAGAGGAUCAGCUCCAAAGUCUUGGCAAUUUUAGUUGCUACCUUACAUACGAAGAUCUAGAAGGCAUUCUUCCACUCCAGUACCCUCUAAGAAAAUUGGAGAAGAAUCUACUUGAAUGCAUAAAUGAAGGAAUAAUAUCCCCUCACGGACGGGUGGCUUAUGCAUUGGUGGACUUGCUGAAAAGGGUAAAUGUGCAUGCAGUGGGCCAUGGUGAGCUGAUUAGCUUGAGAGGCCUAUUGCCCGGUUUGGGUGUUGGUUUCUUUCAAAGACUUACGGACACACAGGUGGUUAGUCUACUCCCAGAGCUUCAUACAGAAGACCUUUCAGCGGCCCAGGCUUUUACACUACUGAAACACAUCACACCUAAAAAGAAUGUUGCAGAGCUGGUGAUUUGCAGAUACCACUACCUGAUUCCUGCUCUUGGUCCUGAGCUCCUGAGUUCUCUCCCUCCUUCCCUUCUGAACAAAGCCUGCCAAUGUCUGAGGCCUUCACUCUCCCUGCUGUUAGCUCCACAGAAAGCAGCUCUGAUGCAGACUUUACGGAGACACAUACAUGAAAGGGAAAUCUGGCCCCUGCAUUUGACUUGUCUCCUCCCGCUCGCACCACUCAAGCUCCUACUUUUAGACACGCAGGUAUUGUUAAGGAACAUGAGUCUUUAUGGAGAAUUGGCCUGGAUGCCUCAGCAGACCCAGUUCCUAUGGAAGAAGAUUCAAGCUGGUUCAAAUCUAACAAAGUCCACAAUCCUCACUCUUGGCAGUCUUGCUAAUGGGAUAGAAUGUGACAUCCUGCAGCAACUAAGCACUGUUGCUGAAAUCAGAGAAGUGGUCAGAUAUCUCCAUGGGAUUCCCACUGGUCUGCACAAAAACCUUAGGAAGUGCAUCCUAGAAGAACUCCAGAGGAGGCCUGGCAUAUCCUGGGAGGACACAGCAUGGCUUGGACCAGAAUUUAUUUCUGACUUACCUGUGAAGUUAAUUGCCAGUCUUUCCAAUGAAUCAAUGAAGCAGUUCUUAGAACAUGUCCAUAAACACCCUAGAAGUAUCUUGGAGCUUCCACUUCAUAAGAAAACUGCACUGGCCCAAAGAGCUCUACAUGUUUUGCAAAGUCAUGUGAAUGGAGUGAUUACUGUGGAAGACUUGGAUCUGCUGGGGCCUUUAAUUGGGUUUGUGGGAGAAGAGAACAUUGCACACAUUAACAGGAGACACUUGCUGCCAAACCUGGAGGAGCUGGCUUCAUAUUGCCUUUCUGACGAUUUCAUAAGCCAACUGGGAAACAUGUUAACAGAAGAGGACAUGUUUGGGCAUCCCACACAGUGGACAAGGACAGAUAUAGAAACUGUAGGGAGGCUGAUUUUCUAUCUAACAUCUGAAAAUAUUAAUUUGCUACCCAAGGAUGUGUUGGCCCGAGAUACACUGGAAUGGGUUUUGGAGAGACAGAGGCUGUGGGAGGACAGCGAGACAGGGAAAAUAUGUACAAAGCAAAGUGCAAUUCUUCAGGACAAAAUAAAGAAAAACAAAGUGAUCGUAACAUCUUUCAUGUCAAAGACCCGCUUAAGAGGCAAUCGAGAACCCAUCCCCACAUGUGCAGAUAUGAGAAUAACCUUCCCCUCGGCAUGGACUGCUGCUCAGAUCACUGGCAUGUCUGCGUCUGACUUUCAAGACUGUCUGGGGUUAAUAAGUCGAGAUACUGACCUCACAGCUGAACAGGCCAAGGCUGCACUGGCAAGAGUUAAGCAGCUGUUCGGCCCUGUGAAAAGCAUGAGUCCAGUUCAGAUCCUACAGAUGGGCCACCUGACCACACACGUUAAUGAAAAAGAACUGCAAGAGAUGGAGAUCCCAGACUGGGGGAUAGUAACAUAUCUCAGCCAAAUGGAAAACUGGACUCCUAAACAAAUGAAGAUAUUAGUAUCAUCCAUUCUCCGUCAGAUGAGAAAAUCUGUGUCCAGCCUAGAUCUAACUGAGCUGACAGCGCUUGGACACCUGAUCUGUGGGCUUGGAGUAGAAGACUUAAAGAAGAUAAGCAAGCGUGAGUUCAGUCAGGCUGCUGUAUAUGUGGGUUCCCUCAAACUCAAAUGUUCUGAGACUCAGAUGGAAACCCUGGCGGAACUCCUGACAUCCAGUUCAGCUUUUGGAGUGGUGAGCAGAUGGGGCUGUGAGAUCUUCACAGAGAUUGGAACUCUUGCAGCUGGCCUUCCUGACAUCGUACUGUCCUCUGUUAUAAGAGACCAGAUUAAAGGACUAACCCCAAGUGCUAUCUCCCUCAUACCUGCGCAGAAAUUUGCCGUUGUAUUUAGUCCUGCUCAGCUUUCCGUCUUCACCAGCGAUCAGGCUGCCGCAGUGACACCUGAGCAAUAUGACCAUCUCAACUACCAACAACGUCAGGCCUUAUCUACUGCAAAGUAUGAGGGAGACGUUCAUCAGGAUCCUCGAGGAGAGAACAGUGGCACGAUUGCCUGGAGAUGGAAUCCGGCUGUGUAUCUCAUGACGCUUCUCCUGUUCGUGAAGUUCAUUUCCCAGCCUCGUUGGUUGGAGUUUUAUGAGAUGUUUUUGUAAAACAAUACUUAUGGGACCAAUGUGAGUUUAUAAUAAAGCUGUGCACAUACAGAAAGCCAAUCUCAUUGUGUUUCACUAUAGCAAAGCCUUCCUGCUGCUUGUAUGGUGCAUUAUACAUUGCCUGACAUAAUACAUUCAUUGUCAUAAGAAAAUGCUAGAUUCCUAAGAGGAGAUAAUCAUAACCAUGUCAUAAUCAAC
This is a messenger RNA of Xenopus laevis (African clawed frog), 5118 nucleotides long. It is a transcript of the gene strc.L, whose product is annotated as stereocilin L homeolog. The transcript has 27 exons. The record is from RefSeq and is a predicted model, not a curated record. Lineage: Eukaryota; Metazoa; Chordata; Amphibia; Anura; Pipidae. The coding region runs from base 1 to 4920 and encodes 1639 amino acids.